Molecule: messenger RNA, 758 nt
Organism: Neoarius graeffei (lesser salmon catfish)
Lineage: Eukaryota; Metazoa; Chordata; Actinopteri; Siluriformes; Ariidae
Product: ketohexokinase-like
Exons: 3
Coding region: 27-524 (165 amino acids)
Source: RefSeq, a predicted model, not a curated record
ACACACACACACACACACAGAGAAAUAUGGAGCAGAAGAAGAUCCUGUGUGUAGGUUUGGUGUGUUUGGACAUCAUUAACGUGGUGGAUACAUUUCCGGAAGAGGACACGGACACCAGAUGUGUGUCCCAGAGGUGGCAGCGAGGUGGGAACGCCUCAAACUCCUGCACGAUUCUGUCUCUGCUCAGUGCUCCCUGUGCCUUCAUGGGUUCUCUGGCUCCUGGACCAAUUGCAGACUUCAUCCUGAAUGAUUUUAAAAUGUGCAGCAUUGAUGUGUCUCUUGUUACUGAGCAUGUUCAGUGCUCAUGCCCUGCCUCCGUGGUCAUCAGCAACCAGACCAGUGGCACACGCACCAUCCUGCACAUGAACAGGUGUGUGCGUGUGUGUGUGUGUGUGUGUGUGUACGCAUGUGUAUACUUUCUUGCUUGCUGUCCAUGUCUGAAGAGAAACAUCCACACUUCACACACACGGGGUUCUGUUCCUAUCCUGCUGUUAGUGCACCCUCGUUCACUUCCUCUUCAUUGAGUGCACUUGUCCAUCCUAAGGGCCGUUCUGUGAAAUCCAUUUGAUGAAUGUUAGAUGAGGAUGAACAGGGUUAAAUGGUGAUGUCAGUUUGUACUCAGGAUCACUUGAGUGAACAUUUGAUUAGCUAGUUCCAGAGAUAGGUGACUAGUAAGCUAGAUAAUUAAGAAAAAGAAUAUUAAGCUGGCUAAUAUGUGUAACAGCAAUUGAUCAAAAAUAAAAUAAUUAAUAACUCAA